CGGCGGCAGCAGCAGCAGCAGCAGGAAUCUCCCAGACUUGCCCCGAUGGAUGAUAUCUGCGAAGCAAAUGGCGCUUUUGCCAUCAACUUAUUUAAAAUGUUGGGAGAAGAGGACAACUGUCGAAACGUAUUCUUCUCUCCUCUGAGCAUAACCUCUGCCCUGGCCAUGGUCUUGUUAGGGGCAGAAGGAAACACCGCAGCCCAGAUGUCCCAGGCACUUUGUUUGAAUGAAGACGAAGAUGUUCACCAAGGUUUCCAGUUGCUUCUCUCUGAAGUUAACAAAACUGGCACUCAGUACUCGCUCAGAAUUGCCAACAGACUCUUUGGAGAAAAAACAUGUGAUUUCCUUCCAACCUUUAAGGAAUCCUGUCAGAAGUUCUAUCAGGCAGAGCUGGAGGAACUGUCCUUUGCUAAAGAUACUGAAGGAUGUAGGAAACACAUAAAUGACUGGGUGACAGAAAGGACUGAAGGUAAGAUUUCAGAGGUGCUGGCUGCUGGGACAGUUGACUCACUGACGAAGCUGGUCCUUGUGAAUGCCAUCUAUUUCAAGGGAAAGUGGAAUGAGCAGUUUGACAGCAAGUACACAAGGGGAAUGCUCUUUAAAACCAAAAAGGAGAAAAAGACAGUGCAGAUGAUGUUUAAGCAAGCUAAAUUUAAAAUGGGGUAUAUAGAGGAGGUGCACACCCAGGUCCUGGAGCUGCCGUACACAGAGGAGGAGCUGAGCAUGGUCAUCCUGCUCCCAGACGAAGACACCGAUCUUGCCGUGGUGGAACAAACACUUACAUAUGAGAAGUUCAGAGCCUGGACAAAUCCAGAAAAGAUGAUGCAGAGUAAAGUUCAAGUUUUCCUUCCCAGACUAAAGCUGGAGGAGAGUUAUGACUUAGAGUCUUUCCUUCGAAGUUUAGGAAUGACUGACGCUUUUGAAGAAGCCAAGGCUGACUUUUCUGGAAUGUCAACUAAGAAGAACGUGCCCGUGUCCAAGGUCGCCCACAAGUGCUUUGUGGAGGUUAAUGAGGAAGGCACAGAGGCGGCCGCGGCCACUGCGGUGGUCAGAAAUUCCCGGUGCAGCAGACCAGAGCCAAGAUUUUGUGUAGACCACCCUUUCCUUUUCUUCAUUAGGCAUCACAAAACCAACAGCAUCUUGUUCUGCGGCAGGUUCUGUUCUCCGUAGAGAGGUGUCAUUGCUGUACACGCCCUCCUUUCUAGUCUGCCUAUCUUGCCUUAAUUAAAAUCUUAUGGGACUAAAUUGGUGGGGUGGCUUGAAUGCCAAAAUAAAGUGUGUGCAC
Propithecus coquereli (Coquerel's sifaka) is the source of this 1285-nucleotide messenger RNA. RefSeq names its product serpin peptidase inhibitor, clade B (ovalbumin), member 8 (gene SERPINB8). Gene Ontology annotation, molecular function: serine-type endopeptidase inhibitor activity. The transcript is spliced from 7 exons. Bases 46 to 1170 code for a protein of 374 amino acids. The record is from RefSeq and is a predicted model, not a curated record. Gene Ontology annotation, biological process: negative regulation of endopeptidase activity. Gene Ontology annotation, cellular component: cytoplasm. NCBI's taxonomy places the organism in Eukaryota, Metazoa, Chordata, Mammalia, Primates, Indriidae.